UAAGUAAAUAUUAUCGCUUAGCGGUCACAGUUCGUUGUCUUGGAUCGGAUUCGCAUCAUCCAGACCAACGCAUGCGGCCAUGACCUAAAUCCCAAAGUCGCCCCAACCUCUCCCUCCCGAAUCCGAUUUCCCCAAAGAGGGAAAUACGCAAAACCCUAACAAAUUUUUUUCCCUCAAUACUUCCAACUAUGGAUCUCUCCUCCCUUCCCGAAGCCCAGCAGCAACAGCUUCAUCAACUCCAUCAACAGUUCCAAGAACAUCAGCUUCAACAACAACAACAACAACAACAACAGCAGCAGCUUCAGCAGCAGCAACAACAGCAGCAGCAACAGGUAGAUUACGUGUCGUCUCAGGUUCAAACCUACGAUCCGUCUCAGGUUCAAGCCUACGAUCAGUCAAGCUAUUACUCAUACUAUCAUCAAUACCAGCCACAGCAGAAUCAGUCGCAGCAACAACAACAGCAACAGCAACAACAUCAGUACCCUUAUUAUCAGCACGAUUAUGCCAAUGCGUACCCGCAGCAGCCGCAUCAGCAGCCUUCCCAGCCUGAAUCGGUCCCGGUCCAGCCACCCGGGGUUCCUAUGCCGCACGAGGUGGCAGCGCCGGCAGCUGCGGGGGUCAUGGACAGCGGCGCCUCUGCGGGGGUGCCACAUGGGCAGGUUCAGGUGCAGCAUCAGCAGAAUGCGUAUUAUCCGCAGGGUACGGGGGAGCAGCAGAUUCCCCCAGGGCUGAAUCCUGCAGCAGCAGCGGCAGUGGCCGCGUUGUCCCAGCUGUCGCAGUUUGCCGGAACAAUGGACGCGGCUGAGCGAGCCAUGGCCGGGUUGCAGGGGCGGCAAUGGCAACCAAAGGCAGGGGGCUAUGGGCCGAUGAUGGGGCCUGGUGCUGGGCCAUUUCCGAUGCCUGGGCCGAUGCAUGGACCUGGUCCAAUGCGCCCACCGGUUGGUCGGCCUUCAUACAGGGGUGGUGGUAGAAGGGGUGGUGGACCAUUUAGGGGUGGUGGUCGUGGAAACUUUGGCCCUCCAAAUCCCAGAUCAGGUGGCUCGGGUCCACCUUUUCGUGGGAGAGGGAGAGGAAGGGGUCAUGGUCGGGGUGGUUCAAAGCGCUUCCCAUCACAUGGUGCAUCAACAUCUUCUCAACUGGGCCCACCUACCGCUGAAGAUGGAGGAUCGACUGAAGAGGAGGAUGAAUCCGCACCAGCUGUAGGCGAGGAGACACCUCAAGAGGCAGUAUCUGAACUAGCAUCAGGGAAGGCAGCUUCAAACAAGCGACCUCCACAGGCUGUGUGGUGUGAACUGUGUAGGGUUGAUUGCACGAGUAUGGAAAUUCUUGAGCAGCACAAGAAUGGAAAGCGGCAUAAAAAGAACCUGCAGAGGUUAGAAGAGUCAAAAAAUGCUAACAAACCAAUAGCUGAAGCUCAGACUGAGCAAAAUCCUCUAGCUGACUCCAAGCCAGAAGUCACUUUGCAGCCUGACAAUAACCAGGAAAGUGAAGAGACCAAUCAAACCCUUCCAGAAGGUUUGCCUGCCGAAGCUGAUUCAAAAGAAGUUCAGACAGAAACUGAGCAGCAAAAUGAUACAGCGGAACAAGCUGAAAUCCCUCAGGAGCAGCUCUCCGAUUCACAAGUGAAGAAACCUUGGGUGGAUCAGUCUGAUAGCUGGCGUCGUGGCAUGAAGCGCAAGAUGAGAGGUGGUCGGGGAGGGAAGCGUAUGAGAACUUUUGAUGCACCCAGGCGACCAAUGGAACCUCCGAAACCUAAAGUGGUUAUUCCCCUAAUCUGUGACUUGUGCAAUGUCAAGUGUGACACACAGGAGAUCUUUGACCGCCAUCUUGCUGGUAAAAAGCACAUUUCUAAGCUUAAACGUUUUGAAGGUCAUCAAGCAAUGUAUGGUCCAAUGGGGCUUAAGGCCCUUUACCCGCCUAACCCAAUUGCACAAGCUCUUUUUCUUCCCCAGGGUCCUCCACAGGCGUUAUAUGGUCCUCAAGCAUCAUUCCCCCCGCCAGGGGCUUAUAUGCCUCCACAAGCUCACCAAGCAGCGCUGCCACCAGCUGCAGGUUCAGAUGCUCGAUUUCAACAAAAUGCCCAAUUUCAACAAAAUCCCAUGCCUCAAGGUUUGGAAACUUAUGUAUAUGGUAGCCAGACUGCUACUACAAUGGUACCUGAAGCUCAGUGGCAGCCAGUGGCAGCAGAUGCAGAAGCCAAGCAAGCUGUGAUCGUAAAGACAAACCCAGUAAAUGGUAUUUCAGAGCCUCAGAUUACAGGAUUCAAUCCUCCUGUGGAUAAUGGUGGAGGAGCUGAGCAUGCUAUUCCAGUGGCCCCUGAAUCUGCUGCUCCUGCCACCGGUUAUGGAGCCACUGUCGAUCAUUUCAACUUGCCAGUACUUGACAUGCAAGCAAAGGAAGGGGCAGCUGAGUAAGGGUCUGGCUACACACCUCGUGCUCUUCUUAGGUUUGAUCUGCUAAUUGGAACUCUUUGCAUUUCCCCUUCCUGGCCCUGUAGUAUGUUUUUUAUUUUAUUUAUUUAUUUUUGAGUGUUUUAAUUCAGUUAAAUUUAUGUUAAAUACCAACUCUUUCAUCUCUCAAUUCUGAAACUCUGGUUUAGUUAUUACAGAGGAGACUUCUGGCUAA
Malania oleifera is the source of this 2625-nucleotide messenger RNA. RefSeq names its product RNA polymerase II degradation factor 1-like. The record is from RefSeq and is a predicted model, not a curated record. Gene Ontology annotation, molecular function: nucleic acid binding; zinc ion binding. The transcript is spliced from 2 exons. The coding region runs from base 189 to 2414 and encodes 741 amino acids. NCBI's taxonomy places the organism in Eukaryota, Viridiplantae, Streptophyta, Magnoliopsida, Santalales, Ximeniaceae.